AUGAUAUAUCAUCCUGACCUGACCGACGUGGACCUGCAAUCUUUCGUACCACACGAGCUCGUAAGCCUUACAUCCACCCGCGAAAACGAGACUUAUAGCACACGAUUGAUGUACUCAGCUCGCAACACCAGAAAAGAGAUGUCAAACACCAACACAUACACUGCUAUGCCUGGCUUUCUUCCAGGAGCUGGAUACCAGCCCAGCUGCUUCAAACCACAACAAACAGCCGUUAACCCACGUCUCACCUACUUCAUCACUCGCAGCAAUGGCAUGCCGGUUCCUCUGAUUCCAGCAGAUGAGCUUCCAUUCAACGUAAAAUUGCAAAAUGUCGCUCGCGUUCUGUCUCCUCAGGAUACCUAUGGUCUACAGUAUGUCGGCUGCGCUCCUUACAGUGGCACGACCUUCCAACUUGAGCGCGAUGCUGCUCCUGGCAUGCAUCGCUCAAGCAGCCAGCCACCUGGCGACAAUAUGCAUACACGCACCCAGAGUGGCUCCCACGUCAAGCAAUACCUUGCUGCCGAAGCAUUGAAUCGCCAAGCUCUACCGCAUUGCUCAGGCUUCACGACGUCCACUUUGCCAAAGAGGCCAGUUUCUGCUGCGGACGCUUCCAAGUCCUGGCGCCGCUCUGAUGCAGUCACGCCGCCGCCAGCUACGACGUCCGACACUUCCACUACCGACACUACCCAGGCGGUAAUUGAUGCGAUUCUCCGCUCCGAAGCCGGUGCAGAGACGGCUGAGCGUCUGAACUAUCGACCAAAAGAUACCACCCCUCCACCGUCAGGCAGAAUCCCAGAUCAAGAGAAGAAAGAAUAUUGCACCUAUUGGAUUUUACACGGCGACUGUGCCUAUGUCCAGCAAGGUUGCCGCUACAAGCACGAGAUGCCAGAUAAGGCCAAGCUCUCGGAAAUUGGAAUCAAUCAUGUUCCACGUUGGUGGUUGGAGAAGAAUGCUGCUGUCAAGUUUGGCGAAAAAGCAAUCGUCGGCGAGAAGAAGCCUAUCAGCGAGUGGUUCAAGAUACGCAAGGAUUCCACUUCUGAUGGUGAUGAGAGUGAGAGCGGGAGCGAGGAUACUCCCAGCGAGGCUUCUGAAGAGCAGAAGAAGCCCAUUCCUGUUGGAUUGAAGAAGACUGCCAAGCCAAUCGUCGGCUCAAAGCAGAUUCUCACCAAGUCAGACACUACUGCACGUAGCAAGAGCCCAGCGGUACCACCAACUCGUCCUUCUACUCCGACCACAAACGACAACGCUCGCAAGACAUCUACCGCCAACAGCGACCUGAUCGACUUCGCCACAACCAUUCCAACUCCAUCUACCUCUACAGCUUCGACAGCACGUUCUGCUCCCGCGGCCAACAAGCCCACAACUCCGGAGAGGACCACGAAAGUCUUUGUUCCCGCCGGCGAAUCCCCUGAAGCGCAGAUCGCGGACAUCAAGAAGCGGGCACGUGGCAAGCAGUCUCGCACUCCAUCUCCAUCUCACGUCGGCAUUGGGAAAUUCGCGAAUGGUCUCAUGGCGUCAAGGCACGCUCCAAAGCCAGAGAAGGAGAAAGAGAAGGAAGCUUCUCCAAAGCGUCAGAUUCUGAGAGCGACUUGUCGUCCUCGUCGCGCAGUGGCGUCGAAGGACAGGUUUCUGAGGCUAGGCAUCGAUACUGGGAUAUAG
Messenger RNA from Pseudocercospora fijiensis CIRAD86, 1656 nucleotides. RefSeq lists its product as uncharacterized. Gene Ontology annotation, molecular function: metal ion binding. The record is from RefSeq and is a predicted model, not a curated record. Bases 1 to 1656 code for a protein of 551 amino acids. Lineage: Eukaryota; Fungi; Ascomycota; Dothideomycetes; Mycosphaerellales; Mycosphaerellaceae. The transcript is spliced from 3 exons.